UAUCCUUUACUCUCAUGGCUGCCAAUCCUCCAGGACAAGCUUUCUCAAACAAUGCGCGGGCAGCUAUCUUGGUCGAGCUGAAGAAAGAGAAGGACCGGCUGAUCCAGAACCGGCCCAUGAACACUCCUGGUGCCAGUAUCCCGCUGUCCCGACGGAACAUGAAGGAUUUUAGAGACAGCGCAGAGCUGCAGCACAUUGCUGCUCAGCAGAAAACUGCUUUGCAGCACGCACAUGCUCUUUCAUCAGGCUUCUUCAUCACUCAGGACUCCUCGUUUGGGAACCUCAUCCUCCCGGUCCUCCCACGCCUGGAGCAAGAGUCUUGACCUUUGACUCCCUGGUCUCCUCACUUGUUGGACCUUUGCUGUGAGACAGGAGCCAUGUGUUUUCUUUUGUGAAGUUUAUCAAUGACAGACUGCUGUUUUUUAUUUUUUACUUUUGUUUUUAUUUUAAGAAAAAGCUUCAUAAGAAGCUCAUACUUUCUGCAUACUAGUAAGGGUUGACA
Messenger RNA from Austrofundulus limnaeus, 502 nucleotides. RefSeq names its product SOSS complex subunit C. Gene Ontology annotation, cellular component: SOSS complex; nucleoplasm; nucleus. The record is from RefSeq and is a predicted model, not a curated record. Gene Ontology annotation, biological process: DNA repair. Lineage: Eukaryota; Metazoa; Chordata; Actinopteri; Cyprinodontiformes; Rivulidae.